This is a messenger RNA of Sitophilus oryzae (rice weevil), 1698 nucleotides long. RefSeq lists its product as uncharacterized. Lineage: Eukaryota; Metazoa; Arthropoda; Insecta; Coleoptera; Curculionidae. The coding region runs from base 71 to 1465 and encodes 464 amino acids. The transcript has 4 exons. The record is from RefSeq and is a predicted model, not a curated record.
AGUCACAUUUACUUUUUAUCCAUCCCGUUUGUAUAUUUGUGUCGUUAUAUGGCCUACUUGCAUCAUCAGAAUGCCUCCUAUUGACUAUUCAAUUAAAAACUUGGAUAAGGUAGUGAAAUUAGAUGGCAUUAUUAAGAACGCCGAAUACACUAGGCUCACCGCUCCGGGUGAAAACUUUCUCAGUCUCGUUUUAAGAGUAGACAUCGAUGUGGAGCGAGAUGGGAAAAAGAAAACGGUUAGUACAGUGGCUAAACGAGUACCUCUUGGGUCAAAUAACUUCGCAUUGCAUAUGAACAUUCAGUCGAUGAAAAACGAAAUAAAAUUCUAUUCGGAUUUAAUUCCAAUAUUGACUAAAUUUGCCAGUGAAAAUGGAGUGGAUGCAUCGGAACUGUUUCCUAAAUAUUACGGAUCUCGGUUGAGUUUGGAUUCUAUAAACGGUGAUGCUGAUAGAGAGGCGUUAAUCGUACUAGAGAAUUUGAUUCCUCUGGGUUACCGAAAUGAAGACAGAUAUAUUGGAUUUGACUUGGUAACCACUAGAGCAAUUUUAAAAAGCUUGGCGCUAUUCCAUGUGAUACCCCUCGCACUGAAAUUCAAGAAUCCAGAACAAUUCAAACACGUUAAAGAAUUUCUCGAUAGCACUCACCCUAAACCACCUGGCGGCCCACAUGAUGGACCUCCUAGAGGUCCUAAACCUCCCGGUGAUCUUCCACCUCCUGCCGGUCUUCCACCUCCUGGUGGACAUCCACCUCUGCAUGGCCCUCCACCUCCACAAGGACCUCAUGGUGGACCUCCAGGACCACCUCCCAAUGGUGGUCCACCGGGUCGGCCUAAUUUUCCAGAUGGCAAAGGACCAGAUCAAGUUUUCUUCGAUACAUUUAAAGACAUGCCAGAAUUAGCGCCUUAUAUUACAAAGUUUGGGCCAUUAAUAAGCAGAGCAAACGAACCACCGAUAUUCGGUAAUAAGCCUGGUAAGGAGCCCUGGGCUACGAUUGGUCAUAGCGAUUUCUGGGUGAAUAACAUAAUGGUGAAGCCGGUGGCUGGAAAAGAACCAUUGAUCAAGAUUGUAGACUUUCAAGUUACGGGAUACAAAUCGUUUGCUACCGACUUGGUGUUCUUUUUACUUUCGAGCGUGCGAAACGAUGUUGUACAGGAUUACUUCGAUGAUCUAUUAAGAUUUUACUAUGAAGAAUUCACGUCCACCCUGAAAAAAUUUAAGGUUAACUUGGAACUAACCUACAAAGAGUAUCUGGACGAAUUGCAAACCGCCGCCAAAGAUCAAGAAACAAGACAUGCUCUCACUUUUACCACUAUCAUCUUCGGGGAAAAGAACUCUUCCAUCGACUGGGCAGUGGAAAACGUAGACAUGUUCACGCAAAUGGGAAAAAUGAUCAAAAAUAUGAAUCAAUAUCAAAAAGAUAAAAUUAUUGUGAUAGCAUCCGAAGUAUGUCGAAGAAACUGGGUAUAAUAAUUAGUGAUUUUAUAUGGUUCUCACUGUGUGUCCAAAUGAUUUAUUUAUUUUUAACUAGAUUAUUUAGGCGAGCUAGGUUAUUUUGGAAAUCUAUUAAAUUUUAUAUAUCAGUCACUUAGACAUUUAAGGAGUGAUAGCAGUCUAUUUGUUUGGCCGAAAUGUUACAGUACAUUUGGGUUAGCUUUAAUUUAUUUUUAAUGUUAAUAAACUAUUAAUUAUUUUAUUUCCAA